Molecule: messenger RNA, 5722 nt
Organism: Sebastes umbrosus (honeycomb rockfish)
Lineage: Eukaryota; Metazoa; Chordata; Actinopteri; Perciformes; Sebastidae
Gene: ube3b
Product: ubiquitin protein ligase E3B
Exons: 27
Coding region: 460-3666 (1068 amino acids)
Biological process (GO): protein polyubiquitination; ubiquitin-dependent protein catabolic process
Molecular function (GO): protein binding; ubiquitin protein ligase activity
Source: RefSeq, a predicted model, not a curated record
UUUUUAUACAUAUACACAAGCACUACCCGGACGCAUUUUAGUGCGACACAGGGGAUUAAUGGCUGCAGUCAACGUACGGCUCUCCUCUCUCAUUGUUUACAUUUGGAAACGAUAUGUCCACCGUGUUCUUCAGCUUGUCAUUAAUACAGCAUCAAACCUAACCCUUCAGUGAUGAUAAAUACCGCUAGAUGAAUGUGAAAAGAGUGUCAGAGAGGGAGGAUCAGGUCGAUCAGCGGUGAACUAGCCCUGUGAGCUAGCUGUAACUAUCACAGCUCCAUCUUCUCUGUGUCGCCCUGUUGGCUCCAGAGAUGGCAAGUUAAGUCUUCCACCUUUACGUUUGGCUUUUCCUCCCGCUCGGAUAUCUCAAGGACAACCAAAUGACUGAGGAGGUAUAGCUAGAGCCAGGAGAGCCUAAAGGCCAGACAAUAUCUUCUUUUGAGGAAUAACAAAGGGUGCACAAUGUUUAGUGUAACUCAAAGCUCCAAGUCCGAGUUCCUGGACAAAGCCAGGCAGGCCAGGGAGGAAAGGAAAGGACACAAGGACAAGGAGAAAUCAGCAAUCCUCAUCCAAGCCCUGGUCAGGAGAUUCCUCUGUCGCUGCAGGAUCCAGAAGCAAAUACGGAAAGAGGUUGAUGACUAUUUUCAAGCUUCUGAAACGGGGACAUCAAAAAGAAAUGCACUUUCAAUUUUCAAAAUUGCUAGGAAAUUACUAUUCGUAUAUCGCCAAGAGGAUAAGAUGAGGUUUGAGAAGCUCUGCCGUGCAAUUCUUGCCAGCAUGGAGGUUGAAAAUGAACCUAAAGUCUGGUAUGUUUCCUUGGCUCUCUCCAAAGACCUCACCAUUCCUUGGCUCAGACAGAUAAAAGAAGUGCUUUGGGUCUGCUGUCAACUACUGAAACAUUUAAAGCCUGACAUACUUCAGGACAAUAAAUUGGUAACGCUGUACCUCACCAUGCUGGUGACCUUCACCGACACGUCAAACUGGCGGAUAGUCCGAGGGAAGGGAGAAGCUCUCAGACCCGCUUUGAUGAGGAUUUGUGAAAAUAUCAUGGGCCAUCUCAAUCAAAAGGGAUUCUACUCAAUACUACAGAUCUUGCUGACCAAUGGCUUGGCUCGGUCUAAACCGUCUCUUUCCAAAGGCACUCUAACAGCCAUCUUCUCUUUGUCGUUAAGGCCAGUCAUUGCUGCUCACUUCUCCGACAACCUGCUAAGAUCAUUCCUCCUUCACAUCAUGUCAGUUCCAGCCGUCGUAUCCCACCUCAGUGUGCUUACUCCAGAGUGUAUGGCGUCCGUCCAGACGCAUGAUCUGCUGCGGAAGUUCAUUCUGUUUCUCAGCCGGGAAGAACAGUGUUUGGACAUCUGUGUGUGUCUGGAGGGGAGCCACACACUCUGCUUACUUGGCAACCUGAUUCACUUGGGCUACCUUAACGAGAAAGUCCUUGAAGAGGAGAACAACCAUUUUGUGAAGGACCUGACUGACAUGCUGUCGUACUGCCAGAGAUAUGUAUCCCAAAAGAAGUCCAACCUCACCCACUGGCACCCUGUCCUGGGCUGGUUCUCCCAAACUGUAGACUACGGUCUGAACGAGUCGAUGCCGCUGGUCACUAAACAGCUUCAGUACCUGUGGGGUGUUAAUGUCAUUCGGACGCUCUUCAGUGACGUCCUCUCCAAAAAGCUGGAGAGUCAGGAGCCCACUCCCCCACCCCCGCAACCGAGCACGUCACAAAACAAUCUACCAGUUAAAAACCUCUUCAAGCGAGCGUUUCAGAAAUCGGCCUCUGUGCGGAACAUCCUGAAACCAGUCGGAGGGAAGCGAGUCGACUCGGCUGAAGUUCAGAAGGUGUGCAGCAUCUGUGUGCUCUACCAGACGGCUCUGUCAACACUAACGCAAAUACGACUCCAGAUACUCACCGGUCUAACACAUCUUGAUGACCUUUUGCCCAAACUGUGGGCCUUCAUCUGUGAGCUCGGUCCUCAGGGAGGCCUCAAACUCUUCAUGGAGUGUCUGAACAAUGACACCGAAGAGUCCAAGCAGCUCCUGGCUAUGCUCAUGCUCUUUUGCGACUGCUCACGGCACCUCAUCACAAUCCUGGAUGACAUUGAAGUCUAUGAAGAACAAACAUCUUUCAAGAUCGAGGAACUCCUCACCAUCUCUUCAUUUCUGAACACGUUUGUGUACAAGAUGGUAUGGGAUGGCAUCUUAGAAAAUGCAAAGGGAGAGAAACUGGAGUUGUUCCACAGUGUUCAUGGCUGGUUGAUGGUGCUUUAUGAGCGGGACUGCAGGCGGCGAUUCACCCCUGAUGACCACUGGCUGCGCAAGGACCUGAAGCCCAGCCUGUUGUUCCAAGAGCUGGAGAAAGGCAAGAGAAGAGCCCAGCUUUUACUGCAGUACAUCCCACAUGUCAUUCCUCAUAAAAACAGGGUGCUGCUGUUCAGGAACAUCGUCACGAAGGAAAAAGAAAGUUUAGGAUUGGUAGAAACAAGCUCUGCUUCACCACAUGUCACCCAUAUUACCAUUCGACGCUCACGGAUGUUAGAGGAUGGGUAUGACCAGCUCCGCAGAUUACCGCCAAAUUCCAUAAAAGGCGUCAUUCGGGUGAAGUUUGUCAACGACCUUGGAGUAGACGAGGCUGGUAUCGAUCAGGACGGUGUGUUCAAAGAGUUUCUAGAGGAGAUCAUUAAGAAAGUGUUCAAUCCUGCUCUCAACCUGUUCAAGACUACAAGCGGAAAUGAGAGGCUGUAUCCUUCACCCACAUCUUACAUCCAUGAGAACCAUUUGCAGCUGUUUGAGUUUGUGGGGAAGAUGCUCGGGAAAGCCAUAUAUGAGGGCAUCGUUGUGGACGUCCCUUUUGCCUCCUUCUUCCUCAGUCAAGUCUUGGGUCACCACCACACCACUUUCUACAGCUCCAUCGAUGAGCUGCCCUCGCUGGACUCUGAGUUUUACAAGAACCUCACGUCCAUCAAGCGCUAUGACGGAGAUGUAGGGGAUCUGGGACUGUCGCUAUCCUAUGAUGAGGAUGUUAUGGGGCAGCUCGUCUGUCAUGAGUUGAUACCUGGGGGGAAAACCAUGCCAGUCACCAACGAAAACAAGAUCAGCUACAUCCACCUCAUGGCCCACUUUCGGAUGCACACGCAGAUUAAGGAGCAAACAGCGGGUUUCAUUCGGGGCUUCCGCAGCAUCAUUAACUCUGAGUGGCUGCACAUGUUUUCCACGCCUGAGGUUCAGCGCCUUGUCUCAGGAGACAAUGCUGAGAUUGAUCUGGAUGACCUCAAGAAACACACGGUCUACUAUGGAGGUUUUCACAGCAGCCAUCGUGUCAUCAUCUGGCUAUGGGACAUCCUGUCCAGUGACUUCACUGCUGAAGAGAGGGCCAUGUUCCUUAAAUUUGUUACCAGCUGCUCUAGGCCGCCUCUUCUAGGUUUUGCCUACCUCAAACCACCUUUCUCCAUCCGUUGUGUGGAAGUUUCAGAUGAUCAGGACACCGGAGACACCCUUGGCAGUGUUCUUAGGGGCUUUUUCACAAUCCGCAAGAAGGAGCCCGGUGGUCGACUCCCCACUUCAUCAACAUGCUUCAACCUGCUCAAGUUGCCCAAUUACAGCAAGAAGAGCAUCUUGCGCGACAAGCUGCGCUACGCUAUCAGUAUGAACACAGGCUUUGAGCUCUCCUAACUCCAUUGCAUCAGGACAAUCGUCACAGGAGGGUUGUGUUGAGCAGCCUGAGCUGAACGAGAGGCUCGGCAUACCCGGACUGGAGGCUGUCAAGUCAAAGGGGCAUCACCUAAAGAAAAGGGGACACAUGAAGGACCUACAAACUCUCCUUUUGUCUCUUUUUAAAACUGGAUGAGCUCUGCUCUACUUCAGCCUCCUCCCCCCCCCCUCACAUCGAAGGGGAUGCUGUCUCUGCAGCACAAUCCAAUUUUUAGCAUCUCCCUUUGCCACUCCCAAAAUUCAAUAUGUGGUGUAUUUAACUUGAUGAAAUACAGAUAUGCAGUGGCUACAUCUCUGUUUCUCAGGCUUAACAGAAUCACACUUGGAUCUAACACUCCCAUUUUAGGCGAACUGGAAAGCAAUACAGAUGCAAUGCAAGCCAUUAGACACGUGGUCGACUCCAUCGAGUGAAACCAAGUGAUGCAUUGUUAAUAUACUUACAAGCUUGGACUCCAUUAUCCGAGCAACUUUAAGCUGAUAUUGGACGAGUCUUAAAAUGUUUUGCCGAACAUAAUGCAUCUUUUAUAAAUGGAAGACAAAUCAAUGUCUUGUGUUUAACCUCCAUGAAGGAGGAGUGGCUCACAGUAGUGAUCCUGUGUUUAUUACAUUAUUGUCCCAUUUCGAAGAAAAUCAUUUAGACCUCGCUCCAUUUCUCCCCACUAAAAGACUCUGCAGUCACCUGAGAGAGACGUUAGGUUUUUUAUGUUCUCAUUUGAACAUCUGCCUCAGUUCUGGCGAAGCAGCAGCAUUUCUCGACACAAAAAAAAAAAUCCAACUGUUGUUUGAUUUAGAAAAGAUGUCCUUGCUGUAGCAUUUUACUUUUGAGUAAAAAAAAGAAACUGGAAAUGUUCGGGCUCUGUUUGUAUCUGCCCAGUAAAGCAGAUACAGAUAUUCAUUGUCACACAUCUGUGCUUGACCUCCACUCCAAAAAAAUGAAGAGCAAAGUUAAUCAAUGAUGAGUCUUCGUACUUAAUACUAGUAAAACUGAAGAUUUCUCACCAUACCUUUGAAUAACGUUGAGUGCCUCAUAUAAUGCCACCCCCCUUUGCUCUCACAUGUCUGACUGUAAUCCAAUUGUAACUAAUAACCACGUAUAUCGGAAACAAGCCAUAGAAACUAUGGGGGCUAUGUACCUGGACUUAAUCUCUGCUCCGACUAACAAUAGAAUUGCAGAAACCCAACCACUACUACCACUGCAGUAACAGCAACAACAAUAACUGAGGAGGUUUUUACUACAAUGCUCUCUGAUCUCUGUGGAUUUUUUGAGCCAUGCGGAAAAAGAAUUGGAGGUUUAAAAACCUCUCAACAUGAUGUCAUGGACUGGUUCGUCAACCAAAUGUGACUGCUUGAUCUUUUGCUCCCUUGGAUGGAAAUGUUGCCGAAAAGGGACAAGGGUGAAUGCUACCUUAUCAGCCUAAAUAUUACUUUACACAGGGUUCAAUUAGAUCAUAUAGCUGAGGAAGUUACUAGAAAGAGGACUUCUACUUUCAAAGAAAGAAAAUAGCAAAUCUUUACUAUGUUCUUUAUUAUGCAAAAAAAUUGUUUUCUGUCAUGAAUGAGUAUGGAUACCACAAACUAUAGAACAUACUGGUAAUUAUUGCCAUGUUUCUAACUAGUAUGGCCAUUAACUUCAAAAUAAGUGAUUAUAAUUAUAUAUAACACUGGUUAUAUUGAAUUAACCUGCAGCAUACUAAUGAGAUUAAACUAUUUUCAGAUCUGACAAAUCAGUCCGGAGGAUCUCGCUCCCGCUCUCCUCCUUUCAAUCUGUUCCAGCAAGAAGUGGAAACGCUGCGAAUGGAUUCACACGACAUGCUACACUCAAGUGUGUGUUGGCGUGUGAGAGAGAUGAGAGAUACCUCACAAGCUUGUCUGUCUGGUGAUGAGGUUUCUCAUCUGUUUUAAAAUGAUGUCAAGAGUAGGCUAGACUUUAAGUGUACCAGUGGAAUGCUGAUGAUGACCUUUGACUAUCCGCUCUUUUAGUACAAAAAAUAUGAAUAAAAAUGAUCCUGGAAAUGUU